AGCGAGUGUAUUGUUUAUUUGAUUUUUACUACAUUAGUUACAAUAGAUAACGACAAUACGAUGAAGUCUACCUACUCAGUAGAAAAUGUUUCUUGAAAACAAACUAUCGCGUCAUCGAUGUACAAAAUUCAAGUAUAGUUCGACAUAGCGUUUCCCUUGGAAACGAACCCACCAUAUCCAAGUUGUAUAAAUUAACCGUUGACACUUUAAACAAUAUCAUUACCAUUCCAAGCUUUGAAGUAAGAUGAAGACCACUGUUCUAUUCUGUUUGGCGCUGUUUGCCGUGGUGCUUGCUGAUAAGUCCACAUGCAAAAUAGGAGAGACGAAGCGAGAAGAAUGUGCUAUUUGCGACUGUUUACGUUUGCAAGAUGGAAGCAUCGAUUGGUAUUGCACCCAAUAUGAUUGUACCAAUCCUCACGAAGAGCUCCUAAGGAAAGAGCCCACGUGCAAAAUAGGCGAGACCAAGCAUGAAAACUGUGCAUUAUGCGAAUGUAUGACCUUCCAAAAUGGAAUCACCGAUUGGUUUUGCUCACAAGCAGAUUGUCAUUUUGAUGAACGUUCGAAGAGAGGCUCCCCAACUGAUACAGCUAACGGAGAGUGUAGUGCAGGCGAAACGAAAACGGCGAAGUGCCGUACCUGCAAAUGCAUCAAUAAUGAAACAAAGACACGAACAAUGUGGACUUGUCACAACUCAUGUUUUCUAAGAAAACUUUUCAUGUAAUUUAAAAACUUGCUUUCAUCAUCAUUACACAAUUAUUUAUUACAUUUUCGCCUUUAUUUUAUAUCAUAAUAAAAUUUGUCUUUAUUAUAUACACUAUAAUAUUAA
Messenger RNA from Photinus pyralis (common eastern firefly), 826 nucleotides. RefSeq lists its product as uncharacterized. The record is from RefSeq and is a predicted model, not a curated record. The coding region runs from base 245 to 721 and encodes 158 amino acids. Lineage: Eukaryota; Metazoa; Arthropoda; Insecta; Coleoptera; Lampyridae. The transcript is spliced from 4 exons.